GCCACAUUCCCACCCCUGUUCCUGCAUAAGCUGCGACACAAAGGUCGCCGCUGGCUGAUGCAAACCUCAACCGCCACCCUCACUUCUCCGACGCCCCGCACCUUCGCCGCCACCCCCUCUUACACAAACUGCACACCUUUCUAGCAUGGGUGAAAGUGAAAUCUCUCACAUGGAGAGGAUGAGAAAUACCUCACUUGUCUUUCCAUUGCACCGAGACAAGACUAACGGGAAAAAAAAAUAAAAGAGACAGCCGUCGUCGACCACGUCGUCCUCAUCAUCUUCUUUUACUCCUUUCGCUCUCCGAACAGUUUUCUUUUAAUGUUCUUUCUUAUUCUUUUCGUGUUUCCUUUCAUUGCACGCCCCGCGUUCAUGACUCUGUCUCCCUUGUCUCCUUUUUCUUUUUUUCUUUUUUUCUCUCUAGCUGCCCACCCUGCGCGGUGCCGACGAAGGCGAGAGUGCUGGAGUUCCGGCGAUUCGCUUUGCGGCGGGCGAAGGCGGGGACGGACGAUCCGGAGACGCGAAACGCGUGACCUCGGAAUUGGGACAAUGGACGCACCGCGAGCCGUGUGCCCGUGAGUAUAAGAAGGCCCCACCGCCGGCAACAUGUCGUCAGUCGCCGCCGCAGCUCGCUAUCCGUUCCUCACCGUCAGCCACAGGGCUUCCUAAUACUUCCGCAGGAAUAAUGAUCGCUCAGGUGACCUUCGCCCUCCUGGUGGGAUACGCUUCAGGUUUGGCCGCACACUACGGUGCCGGCGCGGGCCACUAUGGCGGUGGUGCGUUCGGCUACGGUGGAGGCCUUAUAGCUGCUCCUGCUGUAGUCAAAGCCAUUGCGGCCGAACCCGUCUACCCCCCGCAGCCGUAUGAGUUCGGCUAUGACACCGUGGACGAGUUCGGAACCAGGCUUACACGUCAGGAGAGCAGUGACUCGGCCAACCAAAAGAAGGGCUCAUAUGGCUACACCGACGCCAACGGCAUCUACCGCCAAGUGAACUACGUGGCCGAUGCCGCCGGCUUCCGUGCCACCAUCUCGACUAACGAACCCGGCACCGCGCCCGGUGAGACCGGUGGAGCCGUGUACGAUGCCAAGCCCGUUGCCGUGGUCGACAAGCACCACCACGUCAAGGCGGCCGCCGCCAUCCUGGCUCCCACCUACGCCGUUCAUCCGGGAUACUUUGGCAAAUACUGAGCUCCGACCUCACACCAGAUAACGCGUGACGCACGUGGGAAGCAGUCAUUCCAACUUGUCCAGGACAGAGCUGAUCUUAGCUGCGCAGGUUUCCCGUGGACGCGACGGGCCGAAUGCCUUGUUUUUAUAUGGGUGAGUUGAUCGCUGAACAGGAGAAACGUACGUCGUCCACAAUGUCGUCAUGGUGGAGGCAAACGUGACAGCUGUGGUCUGGCCAAAUGUGAAAGGCUGCUACUGUCUCUCAAGAUGCAAAAAAGGAUACUGUGUCAUGCGCUAGUGGGAAAUAGUGCUACACUUUCCUCCGUAGCAUACGUAAUCCAUAGCGGUGGCAUACAGCUCCCUCGUCUGCACUUUAUUUGGGUCAUUCAAAGCACACAAGCCAAAAAAAAAAACAAACAAAAGCGGAAAAAGGAUACCGUUAUGCAGUUGUGACCUGCAAAGAAGUCAAGGCGUAGCGUUACACCUCCUGGAGCUGAAGUAUUCAGUAUAAAAUCGACAGCAACCCUUGUGCGUCACCGUGACUUCAGGAUUUCAGAAACGGCUUCGGCAGAACUUUUAAAGUUCCUAGGGAACAGAGACAUGGGUCAGCGAGCUUCGGCGGUGAGGGGCGAAGGCUUACCUAGCGUCUCCCGAGAAGCAGAAUUCCUUUCUCAAUGGUCUCCGUCACCAUUCACUGCGACGUAUUUAAUGUGCCUAUUGUUCUUGCGCUGCUUCCGCUGUCCUUAUCGCUUCCACCUUCUUGCGCUCAGUGCUCUCGUCUGUCCUUCCGCCGCACUGCAGGACCCGAAAUGCUUAAGCAACAUGUCAUCGUGUGAAGUUUCGUGAUUGUGCUCUUUUUUGUGUGCGCUCAAGCGAAAGGGGAAACGUGGCGCUUUGUUACCGUGAUUGUGUCUGUGAUGGUGGUGCGUCGAGGAUGCCAGACUCGUUGAACACAGUGUUUCGGGCAAAAGGAAGCCCAAUCAUUCUGUUCAUAUUGAGUCGUCGGGGUUUCUCAUUUGGCUUUCGAGCGGUGUCCCUUGGAACUGCGUGUGGAUAUGCUACAUGUUGUCCUUUGUGUUGUGUCUGCUUGUAAAAUGUGUUGUGCUGUCUGUCGCCUAUUUAUUGAUAACGCAAUAAACAUCAAAGUAUUAUUUAAGCAUA
Messenger RNA from Dermacentor silvarum, 2326 nucleotides. RefSeq names its product cuticle protein 10.9-like. The coding region runs from base 683 to 1186 and encodes 167 amino acids. The record is from RefSeq and is a predicted model, not a curated record. The transcript is spliced from 3 exons. Gene Ontology annotation, cellular component: chitin-based extracellular matrix. Gene Ontology annotation, molecular function: structural constituent of chitin-based larval cuticle. Lineage: Eukaryota; Metazoa; Arthropoda; Arachnida; Ixodida; Ixodidae.